AUGGAAUACUCCGGCAGAAAGGUUUCUGAUUCUUCAUCUUCUCCUGCUGGUGUGCCUUCGUCGGCUCCACCGGUAGCGCGAAGUGCCUACGCAGCUGCUGGGAAUCUCAUUACUUUUCCCGGGAGAGAGAAGCUCGAUGUCAGGGCACCAUACAUGUACCAACGCGAUAUCUCGGCUCGGGGCAAACCCCAUAUAAAAACCGGACAUUUCGCGAAACUAUCAAACCUCCAGCGGUUUCAAAACGGAUAUCAUGCCAUUUCAUUCAGUAAGAUCAUCAACGGCAAGGAAUACCACAUGCAGCCUGAUAGUACCUUCCAACGACAGGCUUGGAGGGUCGGUAUUGCAUAUAAUGAAUUUAAUAUAGUCCGUGGGUCAAAGUUCGCACCCGUCCGUGAAAAGAUUUCCCACUGGGGAGUAUACAUCCGGCCCCUCCGGCAUAACAACUGCCCCGAACCGGAUAUUUGGCAUGAACUGGGAACAAAAUUAUGGCAGUCACCUUAUUCUGGAAGAUGUCUGGGGGGUCCAGGAGAAGGCAAGAGUGGGCGUUGGAAAAAGGAGCUCGCAGAUACCGAGUUCCAAAAAAUCACCGAUCCGAAUUUCCAAGAAGUGACGAUGUAUUUCAGCCUUGAAGAAUUUGUUCUUGAAGGGCGAAGCAUCGGUCCACUUAAUGAAAUCAUCUCUCCCAACCCUGGCGCAGCUUAUUCCCUCGCCUUUGCGAACUGUCAAGACUUCGCUAAGCUUGUCAUAACGAGUCUGAAAAAAUACAACUGGACUGACGCUCGUAGACUGAACCAGCAAUUUUCUCUUUCUUUACUAGAGAAGAAGAUGCUAGGCGAGCUUGAAAAGGAGGCAGAGGGCAGGGGUGAACAUAAUUAUCGGCGAGCCGGCCCACUACUGGCUGAUGAGCGAUAG
This is a messenger RNA of Penicillium vulpinum, 912 nucleotides long. RefSeq lists its product as uncharacterized. Lineage: Eukaryota; Fungi; Ascomycota; Eurotiomycetes; Eurotiales; Aspergillaceae. The coding region runs from base 1 to 912 and encodes 303 amino acids. The transcript has 3 exons. The record is from RefSeq and is a predicted model, not a curated record.